Lactuca saligna is the source of this 543-nucleotide messenger RNA. The record is from the annotation of a GenBank genome assembly. NCBI's taxonomy places the organism in Eukaryota, Viridiplantae, Streptophyta, Magnoliopsida, Asterales, Asteraceae.
AUGUUACAGCCGUCUCUUACCUUAUACCUCCUUACUGGUGCCGCUACCAUCCCAUACCGUGACCACCGGACUUCCAUCAUGUUUACGGCCGACAAGGAUAAGUUCAACGAUUUGAGGAUGUUAGAUGACGGGGCUGUGGAGUUGAAUAGGCGGCAUCACCAUUCAUUACGUCCGUUCUCCGACCACCUAGCACCGUCAAACAGCCUCCGAGCAAUUGCUACUUCAUCAAUCUCCAUCAGCAACCAGUGUUGUCGAACCCCUUACCACCUCGCUGUUGUCGCUGUAAUCAAUUCCGAUGAGGAGACGAAGCUACAGAUAGUCGUCACUGUUGAAGACAAGGACGAAGCGCCUCAUGUCGCCGCUUCUAUCGCUCACAGUUCCACCAUCCCUCUCGUCCCUUCGCUCGGUGAUUCAUUCCAAGCCAUAAUCACCAUCUGCCGCCUCUCAGAUUGGCCGCCAAGGGUGCUGUCAAUCAUUAGGACUGCUGUUGUCGACUCUCCGAGAUUCCGCCAUCAAGCUGCCACUGCCAACCACUGUUGUUAA